CUAAGGGCAAACAGCAAGAAUUGCUUUUGAACAGAUUCAAUUGAAUCUACGUAGCACCUAUAUGAAGGAGAGCACACAACAAAAGCUGCUUUCCUUGAUUAUAAUGUCUAUAAGUAAGUCAAUGUUUGCUUGAAUUUCCAAAGAUUAGAUUUCCCAGAUUGCUCUGUACUUUUAUGUCUUUUAGUUUUUAGGAAUUUUGGAUGAGCCGAGCGCAGUUUCAAUCGUGAUUAUAUUGGUGUAAGUUAAGACUAUAGUUUGCAAAGAAGAAUCAGGCGGAAGGAAACAUGAAAUGAUAUGCAAAAAUUUGGUUCUCCGAGCUACAAGACUACAAUUCGUACGCUACGUUUCCCAUCUUGUCCAACGGCAUUAGUGGCAAACUGCGCUGAGGUUUAGCCUUUCAAAAAUUAAGCAACAACUUGGGUAAUUUUGAUCGCUGCAAAUAUUCUUCCGAUCCACUUGGGGCAAAUAUAAGCGAGUUGCAUGCGCGAGUGUUGACGAUGCCACGAAUUUAUUGAUUACUUGUAAUUUCCCUUUGACCACUUUCCGUCUAAUUACUUGAAAGUUUAAAUAAAUAGAGUGGGUUCAUGAAAGCACCUCAUAAAGUUGCAAAGCCGACGAAAGUUUUGAGUUAUUGGAAAAGUAUUACGCUGAUGAAGAAUCUAUUCAAUGUAUAUGUCCGUAUAUGAGUGGACGAGUGGAUACAAAUCGCGAUUACUACGUCAAUAUUCAAAGUUUGGUACGGUAGAGUUUUCUUUAGUGGAAUGAGUACUUAGUGGGUAAAGCCAGAACACCCACCGAGUCAGCACACACACGCACACAAGGUUGCGGUUAGUGUCUGUGUCUUUCUCUUUCCCUUUCUUUACUUUUUUCUAACUAUCGUAGGCGACAUUCUCGGAGUGACUGAUCAUGUUAAAAAAAGGAGAAGGUGUAUGCAUAUAUACAUAUCUAUUUAGAUCCAUGUAAAUAUGUAUUUAUGUAUAUGUGCUUGUUAAACGAAAUCGCACUAUGCGUAAUAAAAACACUUCUAUAGUUUUCCUUUUAAGUAUCGCAGCAACUUUAUGUAAAAAAUUCAAUGAUAAAAAAUGUAUAGAAAAUUUUUUAUAUUCAUUUCAAAGAUUUUUCAACCUUCAGGCAAGCAGGGCGCUUUUUAUUAUUUUUUUUUUUUAAUAAUUUAACUUCUGGAUGUUUUUAUUAAAAAAAAAAUUUCGCAUAUAUUAAACGAAUUGGAUGCUAAAAGUAAAACGGGAAAAAAGCAUAAAUCCUAAAAGAGUGACUUAAAUACUUGGAUCGUAUCGGGUGCAUCCUAAAUCUUAAAAAUCUUAACUACGUUUGCAAUUGAAAGGCGAGAAGUAGGGGGAACAGAAAAUGCGUGAAAUUGUACAUUUGCAAGCUGGUCAAUGCGGCAAUCAAAUUGGCGGCAAAUUUUGGGAGGUUAUAUCUGAUGAGCAUUGCAUAGAUUGCACUGGAUCAUACUAUGGCGAUAGUGAUUUGCAAUUGGAACGCAUUAAUGUUUACUACAAUGAAGCCACAGGCGGUAAAUACGUACCUCGAGCUGUACUUGUAGAUCUAGAGCCAGGCACAAUGGAUUCGGUGCGUUCAAGCUCUUUUGGCCAAGUUUUCAGACCAGAUAAUUUUGUAUUCGGGCAAUCGGGCGCAGGUAAUAAUUGGGCGAAAGGACAUUAUACAGAGGGAGCAGAAUUAGUAGACUCAGUUCUUGACGUGGUUCGCAAAGAAGCGGAAGGAUGCGAUUGUUUACAGGGCUUCCAAAUAACACAUUCUUUAGGUGGUGGUACGGGCUCUGGUAUGGGGACGUUGCUAUUAUCAAAAAUCCGUGAAGAAUAUCCAGAUCGUAUCAUUAGCUCUUUCUCCGUAGUACCUUCACCCAAAGUAUCUGAUACAGUCGUUGAACCCUACAAUGCAACGCUGAGUGUCUAUCAACUCAUGGAAAACACGGAUGAGACUUAUUGUAUUGACAACGAGGCUCUAUAUGAUAUUUGCUUUAGAACCUUAAAACUAACUACACCCACUUACGGUGAUUUAAACCAUUUAGUAUCGGCCACCAUGUCUGGUGUAACUACGUGUUUGCGCUUUCCCGGUCAGCUAAACGCGGAUUUACGUAAAUUGGCCGUUAAUAUGGUCCCAUUUCCACGGUUGCAUUUCUUUAUACCUGGUUUCGCCCCGCUUACCUCACGAGGUUCCCAGCAAUACCGUGCUCUGACUGUACCCGAACUUACACAACAAAUGUUUGAUGCCAAAAACAUGAUGGCGGCUUGUGAUCCACGCCAUGGCCGCUAUCUUACCGUGGCAGCUAUAUUUCGUGGUCGUAUGUCUAUGAAAGAGGUGGACGAGCAAAUGUUAAACAUACAAAAUAAAAACAGCAGUUUCUUCGUAGAGUGGAUCCCUAGCAACUGUAAAACUGCCGUAUGUGACAUACCCCCACGUGGUCUGAAAAUGUCUGCAACAUUUAUAGGCAAUUCUACUGCUAUACAAGAAUUGUUUAAACGUGUCUCUGAACAAUUUACAGCCAUGUUUAGACGAAAAGCUUUCUUACAUUGGUAUACUGGCGAGGGCAUGGAUGAAAUGGAAUUCACAGAAUCUGAAAGCAGUAUGAACGAUUUGGUCUCGGAAUAUCAGCAAUAUCAAGAUGCCACUGCCGAUGAAGAGGGCGAAUUCGAUGAGGAUGAAGAGGCUCGCGAAUAAAUAAUCACUCCAAUCAGCUUUCGGAACUUUGAAUCCAAAUCUUGUUAUGAAACCGAAAUCAAUAAUCUUAACAAUCGAAAUUUAACAGAGAAA
Messenger RNA from Glossina fuscipes, 2793 nucleotides. Its product is annotated as tubulin beta-2 chain-like. The transcript has 2 exons. Gene Ontology annotation, molecular function: GTPase activity; structural constituent of cytoskeleton; GTP binding. NCBI's taxonomy places the organism in Eukaryota, Metazoa, Arthropoda, Insecta, Diptera, Glossinidae. The coding region runs from base 1366 to 2700 and encodes 444 amino acids. Gene Ontology annotation, biological process: mitotic cell cycle; microtubule cytoskeleton organization. Gene Ontology annotation, cellular component: cytoplasm; microtubule. The record is from RefSeq and is a predicted model, not a curated record.